Molecule: messenger RNA, 1422 nt
Organism: Chenopodium quinoa (quinoa)
Lineage: Eukaryota; Viridiplantae; Streptophyta; Magnoliopsida; Caryophyllales; Amaranthaceae
Exons: 6
Coding region: 363-1193 (276 amino acids)
Molecular function (GO): S-adenosylmethionine-dependent methyltransferase activity
Source: RefSeq, a predicted model, not a curated record
AUAAAUUGAUUUGUUUCAAAAAAAAAAAAUUAAGAAUUUGACGCUCAUCAAGGUAAGAACAAUAAAGAAAUUCAACAAAAAAUAAUAUAGUAUUUCAAAGAUACCCUUAUUUCACCUUUUCUUCCACCUUUUUGGGUUUAUCAUAGGAGCAUAUUUAUCUUUCUCGUUUCUUGAUUCGCCAUCUUUCUUUCCUCAUCAUACAACACAAACUCGCACACAAAAAUUUAAGUGGGGUUGGAAUUUGGCAUCAUUAAAAGUAUCCAAAAACCCAAGAAAAUCAAAUUCACAAUUUAUUUAUUUUUUUCAGAAUUUGAGAAAUUGUGUUAUUAAAAUAAAUAAACCCCAAAAAACACUCGGAAAACAUGUCAACCACCACCUCAUUGCGGCUGUUGUUGUCUCUGUCACCAUCUUCACCACCCUUUAAACCUUCUUCAAGCUCUAAUUGGAGCCUCUGUUCUACUUCUCCAUCAUCUUCUUCAUCUUCUUCUUCAUUUCACCGAAAAUGGUUUGUGCCAAAGAGAUCUUCUUUCAGUUUUGGGAUUGGUGCAAAUAUGAGGAAUCCGGAGAACAUGGACAAAGGAAGGACUGGAAUUGAAAACGUCAUUGACAUGUUUGGUUCUGAUGAAGAGUCUGGCACUAAAAUACCAACGCAAGCACAGUCUAUUGUGGAGGGGUCAAGCACAGUAAUGAUGUCUGAGUUCAAACCUGCUCGCGAUGUUGAUUAUAUACAGGAGCUGUUAGCUAUUCAGCAGCAAGGGCCAAGAUCAAUUGGAUUUUUUGGAACCAGAAAUAUGGGCUUCAUGCAUCAAGAGCUAAUUGAGAUACUUAGCUAUGCUAUGGUUAUCACAAAAAACCACAUAUAUACUUCUGGUGCCUCAGGCACUAAUGCCGCUGUCAUUAGAGGGGCUCUAAGAGCCGAGACACCAGAACUGCUUACUGUAAUUCUACCUCAAAGUUUGGCAAAGCAGCCUCCAGAAAGCCAGGAGUUGUUGGCUAAAGUAAAGAAUGUCAUUGAGAAGCCAUACAAUGAUCACUUACCUUUGUUAGAAGCCAGCAGGUUAUGCAACAUGGACAUCAUUUCACAAGUUCAGCAGGUUAUUUGUUUUGCAUUCCAUGACAGCAAAUUACUCAUGGAAACAUGUCAAGAAGCGAAGAACCUCAGAAAGAUUGUAACUCUUUUUUAUUUAGAUUGAGUAAAAUCAGAGAUAGCAAACUUUCUUUUGUUUGUUCAUAUAUUAUUUUGGAAGGUGAAAAGAGAGAUUCUUAUGAAUAGAAAAUCAGUUAAACAGUUCUCGCUAUGCCGGUGGACCAAUUUCUAGGAGAGAAAUGGUUGUUUAGCAUUCUAGAAUAGAAGAUUAUACAAACCAAUUGAAUUUUUUCUUGCAGAUUGUUCUAUUCAAAGGAACCCAUUUGCUCCUUGUC